This is a messenger RNA of Oryzias latipes (Japanese medaka), 2010 nucleotides long. It is a transcript of the gene elf3, whose product is annotated as E74-like factor 3 (ets domain transcription factor, epithelial-specific). Gene Ontology annotation, biological process: cell differentiation; regulation of transcription by RNA polymerase II. Gene Ontology annotation, cellular component: nucleus. NCBI's taxonomy places the organism in Eukaryota, Metazoa, Chordata, Actinopteri, Beloniformes, Adrianichthyidae. The record is from RefSeq and is a predicted model, not a curated record. Gene Ontology annotation, molecular function: DNA-binding transcription factor activity, RNA polymerase II-specific; sequence-specific DNA binding.
ACUGCAGGAAUCUUGUAAGACAAAGAUUCAUUUAGAAAAAGAAAGCCUUUGACUUAGCAAAGAUUGUCAUGGGUUCCUGACUGAAAUCGUUCAAAGACGAGGGGAAAAACAGGACAGGUUUGUUUUGAUGAUUGGGUUCUUAGGAAAGUGGAGGUGGGAGGAGGAGGAGGAGCCACAGCUGGAAUUUCCCUACCUGCCUGCCUAUAAAGUGGUUUCGUUGGCUCACGGGCUUAAUAAGGAACAGACAGAAACCCAGGGAGCUGAACUGCACACGUCUUGGAUCGUGUUGGAGCAUUCUGACAGCAGCUCAAGCUACCGUUCCUGCAGUGGCUUCAUCAUGUCGUCCUCGUGCCUUAGCAGCGUGUUGACCAAUGCCAACCUCACCAUGUACCAGACUGGCCUGUCUGAUGGGGUGUCACCUGGUGGGCUGCCCAGCAUCAACCCCUUGCAGAACUCCAACAUGAAUGGAAAUUGGUACCGACAGACCAACCCAGAGAACUGGACUGGAGAACAUGUUUUGGAAUGGAUCAGCAACCUUGUAGAGAGAAACCAGUUCGAUGCCAGCACCCUGAGUCUGACAUACUGUGCCAUGGAUGGCCACACCCUCUGUCACAUGGACCAGGACCAGAUGACAGCCACGUUUGGCCCAGCCCUUGGCCCACAUCUCUACCUGAGUUUACAGGAGCACAAGACUAAAUAUGAACUGCUGAACUUGUCAGCACCAGAAAUGAAUGAGACCUGUCAGCUUUUGGACAACUUCUUGGACAACCUGAACUAUCCUCUGCUAAGCACCAUCAAAAUUGGACACGCUGAAGAACCCAUCAACAAGAAAGAGUUAAUGUUACAGGAGGAGGAUUGCCUGAUGAGCCCGAGCUUUGAGUCCAUGGACUAUACAGGCUACCAUUCUGACAACCAGUGUGACAGCGAGUUCAGCGGGUCCACUAAUGGAGGAAUGUUCAGCUACCCGAACCAGAGUUCGCCAGAGUCCGGCAGCAGUGAAUCAGAUCCAGAGUUUUCUUACCCACCGAUCUCCAAGAUGCACAUCAAGACUGAGGAAAGAGAAUGUCGGGUGAAGAGGCCGCGGGGUCGUCCUCCAAAAGUGAGCAGAGAACACAGCAGUGGCCUUUACAGCAUCUCUAAAAAGAACAAGCAUGCUCCUCGAGGUACUCACCUGUGGGAGUUCAUCAGGGACAUUCUAAUUCACCCAGAGAAGAACCAGGGUCUGAUGAAGUGGGAGGACCGUCGGGAAGGGGUGUUCAAGUUCCUCAAGUCCGAGGCCGUGGCUCAGAUGUGGGGCCAGAAGAAGAAGAACAGCAGCAUGACUUAUGAGAAGCUGAGCCGUGCCAUGAGGUAUUACUACAAAAGGGAGAUCCUGGAGAGAGUUGACGGCCGAAGGCUAGUGUACAAGUUUGGGAAAAACUCCAGUGGCUGGAAGAUCGAGGAGGUUGGCAUGAGCCUGUGACACCUUCAUGAGAAAGCCACUAGCCUUAGUAGCAAGCAGUCUUGAAGAAGGUCAGCUGUCUUGACAGAGAAAGUCUUCCAGCCCAAAGUUUUAGACACAGACUUCCUGUAAGAGGGAAGGUGUUACAAAAAAUGUAAGCCAGUGUGCUUGGCUCGUGUAGGUUUUAUGAACCAUUAUUAUUUUUUGAGAUGUUGAUGAAUUGUACAGCAUUCAAUUGUUGACUGAUGAUCAUGCAUUAUUUUUCAUUUGUGUAUUUUUUUCUGGUUUGAGUAUGUCUUUUCUUUAUGGUUGUGUACCAACAGCUCAACAGAGAGCAGGGGAAGUGUGUGAUGUUCCACACAUUUAUAGCAAAAGGCCCUGAACUCUGUGCAUCUAUGUGCAAGAAAACUUGUUGCAAGCAUAGGAGCUGAUGAUCAUGGAAAUCAGCUGCAGUUUUAUCAUUCUAUUUAUCCUCUUGUACCUUUGGAUUUAUUUUGUUUUUACACAAGCCCUGUCAAUCUCAGCGUCUUGUUUUUAUAGAACUCAAUAAAAUUGUGCACAAAUACUAA